This is a messenger RNA of Daldinia vernicosa, 2177 nucleotides long. RefSeq lists its product as uncharacterized. Gene Ontology annotation, cellular component: TORC1 complex; fungal-type vacuole membrane. Gene Ontology annotation, biological process: TOR signaling. The transcript has a single exon. The coding region runs from base 241 to 1908 and encodes 555 amino acids. The record is from RefSeq and is a predicted model, not a curated record. Lineage: Eukaryota; Fungi; Ascomycota; Sordariomycetes; Xylariales; Hypoxylaceae.
UUCUACCUGUGUACGACAAUACCCCCCCAAGCCAUACCUAACUAAUAUCCAGUCCUUCUACUACUCUUACCCAUCUUUUCUCCAAAAAUUCAGACCUCCAAGACUUUAUCCCCGGACACCCCUCCCCCGGCCGUCUGGCUGUACACCGACGGACACACCCACGCCCACUUGGGCAGCUGAAUAGUUCUGGCUGACAGACGGAAUCUUGUCAUAGGCGCGAAUUACCAAAUUGCAUGUACUAUGGCUAAGGAUAAUGACAAUUCCGCCGCAAAUCCCCCCCAAUCAAAAAGACCGCCCGUCAACCGCCAUGACAGCGAUUCUCAAGUCAGCGACCACGCAUCCCACCAACAACAUCACCGAUCCAAACCCCAAAAACACGUUGUAGGAGCCACUGGACGCUUUCACCCUCGCGUACCAUCGUCUAAAACCUUACAUAAAUCCACUACUAAACUGACACGACGGCCCCCUUCUCCCUCUCCUGAGCGCGCGCCUGUAGCCGCCCAAUCACACCGUAACUCCAAUUCAGAUGUUAAACUGCAGCACGACCCGUCAUCCUCCAAUCUGAACAACAAGAAUCCCUCGCAGUCGAGUUUGAAGCGCAACCGUUCGCACGUCGAAAUAGGAAAGCGACCCAAAUCCACAACAAGCAUUAAGCGAUCUUCGUCCCACAAAGACGUUAAUAAGCUAAAAGGCGCAAAAAACCAGGUCCAUUUCGAUCUCGGUAGCGAACAAGAAGACGAGUGGGUUGAUGCAAGCGCAUCCGCAUCACCAUAUUUGUCAAGACGCGGCUCGGCUGUUAGUACCGAAGGAAAAGCGCCGCACAGCCGCGAUAAUUCACCACCUCAAACUCCCCACGAAGAUAUAUCAAUUCCCAAGAAGGAGUCCUCGCCACGUCGCGAAACGGCCCAGCACAACCAAUAUUUGACUUCGCGACUAUUACAACGUACACCCUCUUCUGGUGCUCCGCCCCAGAUGUCCACCGAGACCGUAUCCGUGCGCCAUCAAUCGGGCUCGCCCGAGUCCCAACUCAGUCGCGGCCAAACGAGUCUGUACGGGACGCCCAAGAAUACUGCUGUGGUAGGCAGUGGACAGGAAGAGCUGAUUUCUCGCUUUGUUAACGGUUCCGGUCCCGGCUCUGGUCCCGGUUCUGGUCCAAAUGUCGAGAAUGGGGGUUUCUAUCCGCCAACACGAAACCCGAGCCACCGUCCUGAGGGCGUACGGCGGCCUCAGUCGCUCGGUAACCUGAACCAAAAUUAUCGAAUCUCGAUAAGUGACGAUGAGACCGAUAGUGCUUUAGCUCCUCGGACAAAAAAGACGGCGUAUAAACCCGCGCCAGCGGAAAAGUCGCGGACGCAGCAAAAACUGAACCUCCAACGAGCGAGCUCAUCUAUCGAACCACCGCAACCAGUUGGCGGUGUUGGGGUUGGGGGCGUGGGUGUAGGCCCCUUAGCUAGCGGAUAUAGCUACGAUAACCGGGAUCCGCGCAUGGGCAAGCUACUUGAGCGUACAGGUAUGGAGUACCUCGUGGUUAGGCGGUAUCAGAACCCGAUCGCGCGUUCAAUAGAGAGGUUAUCGCAUCUACCUAGUGCAAGAAAGAAUCAACAUAUACCUGAUCAGAACGGAAGCAACGGAACAGCAAACGGGAAAAGAACAUCAGGCCUGGGCGGUGCAAGCCGCCUUGGCUUAAGCCAGAGCCUUACGGAUCGGGCUAAAUCAAGACCUGCGACACCGUCACAAGGAACAUCGAUACGACUGAACGGGUCAAGUUCUGGUUUUGAUGGCGAUGAGGAAAGACUCCACGAGCGAUUAAGUGGGUCUAGUUACGCGGACGGGGAAGACGAUGGCAUCGCAGGCAUCUUGCGGAAUCUUUGGGACAAGAGCAUGGAUCUCAGCGCGAGCCAGGACUGAUUUGGUUCUAUUAGGGAGGCGUUUGAUUUCGGGUAUAACCUCGAGCCGGCUGGAAACGCGAUGAGACUAUCUACCUUAAAUUACGAGACGAUUCAUCAAAAGUGGAUUAUAAUUGGUAAUGUUAUUUUUCCCGGCGUCUGUUGCCCGCAUUAGAUGGGAUGGGUCAUUCAUUAUGUUCUUCAUUGACCAUUUUGAGUCGCUCACUUUUCACGUCAUGUACAAGGCGUGCGGGCGUCUACAUCCGUGGCAUAGUUCAAAACGGGUUCGGC